Messenger RNA from Pipistrellus nathusii (Nathusius's pipistrelle), 3642 nucleotides. The record is from the annotation of a GenBank genome assembly. Lineage: Eukaryota; Metazoa; Chordata; Mammalia; Chiroptera; Vespertilionidae.
AUGGAGGGGAUGGAGGAGCCAGAGGCCAGACCUGCCAGUGGGGGCCUUCAAGAAUCCAAAAUAGAGAGCAGAAUAGCCAGCUCCAUGGAAGUGACCUCAGCUAUGGAGAGAAGUGGCACUGAGUCACAGCUCAAUAAUGGACAACUCCCAAGACCCUGGUCCUGCCCUCAGGAAGACAGAACACCCAGCCAGAUGGCCCCCCACCCUCCCAGGGCAUGGGGUAUACAGCCCCAAGGACCCUCCGUGCUGGAGUCCAAGGUCAGGGCCUUGAAGGAAAAGAUGACAGCAGGCAAACAGGGGGCAAGCCCCUGCCUCACUACCCAUGAGAGACCAUCCCCCAAGAAACCCAAAUGCCGACGAGUCAAAGGGGGUGGAACCAGAGAUCCAUCAGCAGGGUCUCCCUUGCUGGAUACGGCUGUGGUUCUCCAUGCUCAGAACCCAAACGAAGGACAGCUGGACAACAGUGCCAAUGAGAAGGAACUUGCCAUGAAUGAGAGCUCCAGACCUCCCAGGCCGCCCACCCCUAGGCUGGAGUGCUACAAUGAGAGGAGCCUGUGGACUCUGCCUGACCAUGAGAGGAGUCUGCUGCUAGGGUCCAGCUCUUUGCAAGAUAGCCCCAUCCACAGAGUCAUUUCAGGACGACCUAGGGGCCCUAGACCUUGUGACAGAAUUACCCACGUGCCCAACCUGAAGAAAGGAAGGUCAUGCCCCCUUCAGGAUGAUCUAUAUUCAGGGGAAGACCUGGACAGCUUGUCUCUAACCUCUGAGGAGGACUUUGUCCCCAGACCAGGCCUGCUGGGGGGCCUCUGGAGAGCUGGAGACCUGGGGGCUCUGGGCACUGGGCGCAGCGCCUUGCCCCUGUCUGAACAGGUGGAGAGGAAUCGCCUUCUUCUGCAGGAGCUGCUCAUUGUUGGGGGGCAGGGCCCCUCCAAGGUGGGAGUCCCAGCUCGGACUCUCUCCUGGGACAGAGCUGUAUCAGAGCAACCGCCUGGGGAUAUGGACUGGGACUCAGGCAUCUCCCUGCAGGACUCAGACCAGAACAGGACCUUUGGCCCCAAGCCGGAGCCCGUGCUGAGGAGCCCCAGGCAUGAGGAAGCCAAGCACCUGCUGCAGCGCGCCCGCAUGAAGGCCAGGACCCGACCCCUCCGUGCCAGCCAUGAUAUCAUACCCACCAUUGAACAGAGUGGCCGGAGAAACCCAGCCCUGGACCGGAGGGUGCCCUUUGCCCGCAGAGACAACCUCCACAACGGGAGCACGAGCGACUCCUCCAGCGGGGAGUCCAGCAGCGGGCAGUGGCCGAAGCGGGGCCCCUCCCCGUCUCGCGUCCGCUUCGAGGAUGAGUCCGCCCGGGAGGCCGAGUCCCGCUACCUGGACCGGCUGCAGCAGCGCCAGCGCCAGGUGCUGGGCCCCGCGCUGCAGAUGGCAGAGCAAGGCCCCCUGCGCUCCAAGCCAGAGCUCGCAGACUACAUGGCCGGGGGCCUCCUGCGCAGGGACCCAAGCGAACGGACUCUGCACAGGCUUGUGGGCCACCUGGACCAGAGAGCCUUCCCGGAGUGGCCGCCCACACGGGGCAUCCAGAGGACCUGCCAAGCCUGCGGCAGUUGCAUUGAGGACGCACGCCCUGCCCUUGGGAAGGCAGCCCCGGACCCCAAGGUCCUCCAGGAGCACAAGGCUGCUGCCUGUGGGCUGGAGGGAGUGCUGGCAGAGCCCCUUAGCUGUUGGGGUUUGAGCGCCCCCUUCAGGCUCCUCCCCACCGAGCAAGGGUCCCACACCGAAUGGAUCCGGGAGACACAAAUUGGAGACUCUGUGUGUCCCCUGGAGGUGGACUCCGCCUUGGAUAGCACGGACACCUCAGACAGCUGCAGGACCGACAGCGAAGAGGCCGGGACCUCUCAGCCCCUUAGAGCCCGUGGCCCCCGACUGCGGGGCUCCAGGCCUCGUGGAGGCCACAGGUGGUUCCGGAAGGCGGAAAGGGAGCCACCUGAGAUCCCUCCGGCCCCAGUCCCGCACAACCUGCCUGGCGUUGAUCUCCUGGAGUUUUCAGAUGAAGUGAAAGAAGGCAGAGGACACACACCUGAGGGGACUCUGUUCCCCGGAGAAAACGCUUCCUCCAAGCCUCCUGUGCAGGAACCCGAGAGGGCCGCCCUGGGGCCCCAGGGGGAGUUGCGACCAGGACUGAGAAACCCCUGGGCUCCCGCUGUGGAUUCCUUGGCUCUGUGGGGAAAGGCCUGUGCCCCGGCCUCCUGUAAGAAGCUGGCACCCUUGGGGCCAGGCAGACAAGACCAGGUUAUAGAAAGCCACAAGUCUCUGGAAACCAUCCCCCUGCAACAGAGCCACGCUGAGCCCUCUGCCCUACACAAGGCCCAGCAGCCAACUUCUUCCCUUUCCUCAGAGGGCUGGGUGCCAACUCCUCCUCCUUCCAGGAAAACCACGUCACCUGCGCCUCACAGGAAGGCACCCCGCAGGCCUGGUGGCCGGGGAGAAUCUGUGGGCACCCCCCGGCCUCCUUCAGGAAGUGCAGUUCCCAGGACCUGUGAGCUCAGCCCCCCACAGACACAGCCCUUCGGCCACCAAGGCUGGCACCCACUGUUGGGCCUCUCCACCAACAACUGCAACAACAGCGAGCCUGGGGGGCUGAGGGAGUCCUCAGGGGGUACCAUCCUCGAGGGCCAGGUAGAGAAGGGCACCAGCAGCCAGGAGCCCGAGGCACCCCUGGAGAACUGCAAAGAUGGAGGAAUCCAUGACUUUCUCACCCCCGCAGGUGUGGGCACCAUCAGCUCCAUGGGUGUCACCUUCUCCCUGGCCUUAGAAGAGCCAGAAUCCCGCCAGGAUCCAGAGGGAGGCCUGCAGAGGACAGAGUCACGUUCUGAAGGGCUCCAAGACCUACCAGGGGUCAGUGCAGGACCUGGCCCUCCCUCAGCUGCCCCUUCUGACAGGAACAAGAAAGCCAGCAGCAGCAUCACUACCCUGGGGCUGAAAAAGUUCUUGUUGGCCUUGGGCCAGGGCACACGGCCCAAGUUGGGCAAGUCCCGCAGCUGCAGUGUGGAGCAGCUGCAGCCCCCUGCACCUGGUCCGGCUUCCCACACAAGCAGCCCCAAAGUGAAGAGAGCCCCAUCGUUACAAUCCCUGCAUCCGGUGUCCUCCUCUCACCAACGUCGGAAAGCGGCCUCCUUUCAGAACCUCCAUUCCCUGCUGAGUGGCAAGGUGGACCGGUCCAGCCUGUACCUGGUAGGGGAGCCAGGGGACCACAGCGAACCUGGCAGAUUAGCCAAGGCCCCACCCCGGCGUGCGCUCAGCGUAGAGGACGUGGGUGCCCCCAGCCUGGCCCGAACCGUGGGCCGCGUGGUGGAGGUGUUCCCGGACGGCACCAGUCAGCUGCAGCUGCAGCGCUCACCCGAGGGCACGUUUGGUUUCUGCGUGGCCUCCGGGAAUGGGCGCCGGGACUCAGGCUUCUAUGUGCAGGAGAUGGCUGAUGCAAGUACGGCCAAGCUGUAUUCGGGGCUGCUGGGGGUGGGGGAUGAGAUCCUCGAGGUGAACGGGGCCAAGGUUGCAGGGCUGGGAUUGGCUCACAUUGAGGAGCUCCUGACCCAUGCAGAGAGCUUGUCCCUCCGUGUGCUGAGGCAGAGGCCUAUCCCGCAGUGA